Messenger RNA from Schistocerca serialis cubense, 528 nucleotides. Its product is annotated as rho-related GTP-binding protein RhoU-like. The transcript is spliced from 2 exons. Gene Ontology annotation, molecular function: GTP binding; GTPase activity. The record is from RefSeq and is a predicted model, not a curated record. Gene Ontology annotation, biological process: small GTPase-mediated signal transduction. Lineage: Eukaryota; Metazoa; Arthropoda; Insecta; Orthoptera; Acrididae. Bases 1 to 528 code for a protein of 175 amino acids.
AUGCAGGCGUGGCGCGGGCUGCGAGACUGUGGCUACGGCCACGGCGACGCGCUGACUCAGCCAGCAUCCUGCCAUGCCCCCAGCACUGAGGCUGAGAAAGAGGACGCGUUGGACCCGGUGCGCGCGCUGUGCUACCCGGACGCGGACGUCUUCCUGGUGGUGUUCAGCGUGGUGGCGCCGGCGACGCUGCGCUCCGUGGAGCGGCGCUGGGCGCCCGAGGUGCGCCGCUGCUGCCCCGACGCGCCGCUCGUGCUGGUGGGCACGCAGGCCGACCGGCGCCGCGACGCCCGCCUGCUGGCAGAGCUGUCUGCGCGCGGCCAGGCGCCCGUGUCGAGCGCCAGGGCGGCCGAGGCCGUGCGCGCCGUGGGCGCCGCCGUCUACGUCGAGACCUCGGCGCUCACCCAGAGGGACCUCAAGGAGGCCUUCGACCAGGCCAUCGUCUGCGCGCUGCGCCGCCGCGGGCUGCUGCGCCCGCCGCCCCCUCGCCGGAAGAAGCCCUCGGGGCUGUUGUGCUGUUGCCGCCGCUAG